UCAUGUAGUUCCCUUCCCUGACAUACUCAUGAAGGUCAGCUUCCAGGGAGUCUCCUUUUAUACUUCCAAGCUUGACUGGGCAUGGAAAUGGGAGAGGGAUGGGAUGAGCCAUCUUCUUUCCUGAACAGAACUGGGAAAAGAAAUAUCCAGAGAUGGAAGGGGAAAACAGCCUCCUGCCCUGCCUCAGAGUGCCCUGUGGGAACGGCCGGUGUGGGGACACAAGUGGGACGGGAGAGGCGACAACCGGGACAUCACAGAACCCGCCAGGAGCAGCAGCCUCUCGGAGGGCACAUAGGCGGCUCUCAUCCAGCGGCACUCCCGGGUGGGGAAUGCCCACUCCAGCCCCUUCCCAGAGCCCACGGACACCCGCGGCCCAGGCGGAUCCGCUCACCCCGGCUCGAACGGCCCCGACGAGCGGGAACGGCCCCGACACGCGGGAACGGCUCCGCGCAUGUGCAGCGCCGCCACCCGCCAGAAAUUGGAAUCUCCAGGGAAGAGGCACUGGAAGCACUGCAGGUGGUGAGGCAGGAAUGUCACGGAGAUGCAGCAAGGACAGCUGGGGGAUCAGGUGCCACCAGGAAAUGCACAGCCCUGGAGCUUCUGGAAGAAGAGCAAGCCCAGGGCUUCAUCAUCACCUUCUGUUCAGCACUGGACAACAUCCUGGGAGGUGGAGUGCAGCUGACAAAAAUCACCGAGAUCUGCGGAGCACCCGGUGUCGGCAAAACACAGCUGUGCAUGCAGCUGGCAGUGGAUGUCCAGAUCCCAGAGUGCUUCGGGGGCGUUGCUGGAGAAGCCGUGUUCAUUGACACUGAGGGAAGUUUUAUGGUGGACAGAGUGGUGGACAUUGCAGCUGCCUGUGUGCAGCACUGCCACCUUAUUGCUGAGGCUCAGCAAGAAGAGGAUCAUCGGAAAGCUUUGGAGACUUUCUCUCUGGAAAAUAUCCUCUCUCACAUCUAUUACUUCCGUUGUCGUGACUACACAGAGCUGCUGGCCCAGGUCUACCUCCUGCCAGAAUUCCUGUCAGAGCAUUCCAAGGUCCGUCUGGUGGUGAUUGAUGGAAUUGCCUUUCCCUUUCGCCACGACUUUGAGGACCUGUCGCUGCGCACAAGGCUGCUGAACGGGCUGGCACAGCAGCUCAUCAUCAUAGCCAACGACCAUAAAUCAGCUGUAGUUCUGACAAACCAAAUGACAACAAGAAUUGGACAAAGCCAGUCCACAUUGGUACCUGCUUUAGGAGAAAGCUGGGGACACGCUGCCACUGUCCGUUUAAUCUUCCACUGGGACAACAGUCAGAGGGGUUUGUUUUACCAGGUUGGCCACGCUGUACAAAUCACCGAGUCAGAAGGAAUCCACCGUAGCCUAUCACAUCACAUCCCAUGGCUUCCGAGAUGUGCAGCCUCCAGCUGUCACUCACAGCGCAGAAGGGACUGAGCUGAACCCUCGGAAACGGCCACGGACAGAGGAGGAGAAGCAACAGUGAUUCCAAAGUGGAAUGUUAAAAACCUGCAGGAGAGCAGUGGCAGAGUGAACACACAGCCAAAGGCAGCCUGAGAGACUCUCAGCUUCACUUCCUGCUCAGGACUUUAUUUGAACAUU
Messenger RNA from Poecile atricapillus (Black-capped chickadee), 1596 nucleotides. It is a transcript of the gene RAD51C, whose product is annotated as RAD51 paralog C. The record is from RefSeq and is a predicted model, not a curated record. Gene Ontology annotation, molecular function: four-way junction DNA binding; ATP-dependent DNA damage sensor activity; ATP binding. The coding region runs from base 82 to 1431 and encodes 449 amino acids. Gene Ontology annotation, cellular component: Rad51B-Rad51C-Rad51D-XRCC2 complex; Rad51C-XRCC3 complex; replication fork. Gene Ontology annotation, biological process: meiotic DNA recombinase assembly; DNA repair; reciprocal meiotic recombination. The transcript is spliced from 10 exons. NCBI's taxonomy places the organism in Eukaryota, Metazoa, Chordata, Aves, Passeriformes, Paridae.